AUGAACACGACGGAGAAACCCCUGACGGCGGCCGCCCUUCCGGUGACUUCGCCGCCCACACACGAUAAAGCAAGACUGAACCUUCCGUUGGUGUCCAAUAAUUUCAUGCCAAUUACCACCGCGGCUUUGAACCCAGGAAGCCCUUCUAGGGUUCAUGGCCAAUCUAGGGUUUCUGACACCCAACCUAAUCAUAUGAUUAGAGGAACUUCUUAUGCAGGGAUGGAGCAAAUAAUCAUCGAGGAGUCCGGAAACCAUGAGGCUAUACCAGAGAAUAGUAUUGCCAUUGCAAAGCAAGUGGAGAGUUCACAGGGAAACCACAAAGAGGCGACGAGGAACUCUUACGCCAAUGUUAUCAGGCCGGCGUUUGUUAGGAAACCUGACGUGUUGGUUCACAGGUGCGCCAUGAUCACGCCGGAAAUAAAAAACGGAACGAUCUCUAUCAAAAUUCCGGAGGCCAUGUAUAAGGAAAGGGUGAAGCAAUUCCAACACGCUCUCAUCGGACGUUUGCUUCUUCACAAAGGUGAGAAACCACAGCUUGCGGCGGAAGUAAAACAGGAACUUCAAAGGUUAUGGCAACCAAAGGAAGAAUGGCACUUGAUUCCCAUGAGCAAAGGAUUUUACACGGUUAGAUUCUCGAAUGCUGAGGACAAAAUAAUGGCCAAACGUUCUACCGUUUGGAAUCUGAGGUCUGGCUCCUUAAGGCUUCGUGAAUGGGUAAGAAACUUCGACCCUUAUAAGGAGAUAUCGUCCCUUUGUCAAGUUUGGAUGCGCAUAUAUUAUCUUCCUGUUGAAUAUUGGACAAAAGAAAUUAUAUCAAGCAUUGCUCGUUCGGCGGGUAUGCCUAUCAAGGUGGAUGGAGCCACGGCUCAUGGGGAAGUAGGACAUUACGCUAGAGUGUUGGUGGAGGUUGAUCUGGCGCAUCCUUUACCGGAAUCGGCUUCCGUGGAGUGUCAUGAUCGCUCUAUUUACGUGGAAUUUGGCUUUGAAAAACUGCCUGCUUUUUGCACUAGGUGUAAAAUUACGGGUCACGCCUUGGAUACAUGCAAGAAAAGGACGGAGAAGGUGGUUAACAGAGGUACUGAGAAAGACAAUAAUCCAACAGAUAAGGAAGGUAAUAAUGGUGAUGAGGUGAUUAUUAAUAAAGUUGCGGAAGCUGCAGGUCAGGUUCAGAAAAAUAACAACUUGGAGGUUAUCAAACCAAAGCCAGCAUGGAGGCCGAGGGAGAACAUUAAUCAGGAAACUGCUGUUGGCAACAAAUUCAAUGCGCUUGCUCAAGUGAAUAUUGAGGAUUUUUUGGGUGCUGAUAUUCUGGAACAAGACACAAGGGUAGCAGGAGAUGGGCUCAAUAAAGGAAAAGAAUCUGAGUUGGCUGAGGAGGUGGAUUCAGAUGGGGAUACUUUUGAGCACUUACAAAUGGAAACUCCGGAAUCGCCCCGGCAGAAAGUGGCGGAGGAAAGCAAUCAGGCGGAACAUUUGCGGAGAGAUGAGCAAAAACAGGCUACGAUAACGGAGAAUAGCCUCAGUAAGGUCGAGGGGGGCAAGGUGCUACCGGUGAAGAAAAGAGGCAGACCCCCGGGGCAAACGAAUAAAGAAAUAAGGAAGCAGCCACCGGGAGCAGAUAGCAUAAAGGGCAGAUUGCGGAAAGCUCAGGAGGUCGAACCCAAUCCUGAAGCGGUUGAAAGCAUUAAAGAGCAAUUGUACAAAGCUUGGGAAGCAGGAGGAAAUCCGAGGGAUUUUGUUAUUGCAAAUGAUGGAUCUUCAAGUGCGAAAAUAAUGUCGAAAAUUGGAGCUAGAAGCUGGGCGGAGGAAGUGGAAAGGGAUGACGCCCUAACCACGAGAAACUGA
Messenger RNA from Salvia miltiorrhiza (redroot sage), 1845 nucleotides. RefSeq lists its product as uncharacterized. NCBI's taxonomy places the organism in Eukaryota, Viridiplantae, Streptophyta, Magnoliopsida, Lamiales, Lamiaceae. The transcript has 2 exons. The record is from RefSeq and is a predicted model, not a curated record. The coding region runs from base 1 to 1845 and encodes 614 amino acids.